UAUUGGUCCCCAAUAGCGUAUAAGUUGUGCUUACAAAUCCCAUUUUUUUUUAUGAGACCAACACGGAAACAUGGGACGAGUAUAUAGCUAAACCUACAACGAGUUGCCUUUGAGUAACAGGUUGUGAGAGGAAUUGGCAGACUGUAACUUCCCCUGAGUUCAUGAUUUCUUUGAACAAGAGUUGAUUCAAAAGAAAACAAAGUAUACGGCGUUUUGGUACGUGACCAGCAAAGCUUUGUGCAGUAGGCCUAUACGAAUUGUUCGUCACAGACGCUAAAUAUACCCUUUCUACAUGACUCCACAACAGUAUAUCAGAGCUAUAGGUUUUUACAACAUUGACGAAAGAAGAUAAUGUGAGCACGUUACACAGUGUUGUAGCUCACAGUAGUGCAUUAGUAACCAUUGGGGAAUAAUUGGAAACGCUUAAAAAUAAAGAUGUCUAACACAGGUGACAUCUAUCUUGAAGAAUUGUCCGUCGCAAUUAAAUCGCUUCAAGUUGAAAGCUUACUUCAACUUAAUAAAGAUUCUUCUCCCAUCACGUUUGCAAACAAUCAAAAGACUUUAAACUACUUUUGUUCAUCAUUGGACAAAAUAUUCUUGCAUGGAUUGCGAGCAAAAGAACAAGGUUACUGGCAUUUUGUAAGGAGAUUUUGUCGAAAAGACACAAUAAAUCAUAUCCAGAAUCUAAAACAUGUUUUAACCAACAUUGGAAGAGGUAGAGCGUGGUUGUUUGUUGCACUAAACGAGAGCCAUCUUGAGGGAUUUCUCAACAGUUUCCAACACAAUCCUUCGAUUGUAGAUGAAUAUUAUUUAAGCCACGCAAUUUUGAGUACCCCUCAGCUUUUACUGCUACAGAGUUUAAUGUGUGGAUUAGAACACGUCAACUUUUCAAUUGAACCGGAUGUCCACUAUCUUGAUAUACCAGUUUUCCCUGUCGUAAUCACCCACCCUGCAAUAACUCCUCCUACCCAGUCAGAUUGCACAGUUCGUAGCAAGGGCAAACCAGAAUUAAGCCACCAAAACUCCAACCUUGGCUCUGCAGUUGUUAUAAAUCCGGAUGCUCUUGUGAAUGCUGCAUCCAAGGGCACAGAGCUUGCUGCUAAAGCUUUGAGAGGUGUUUUUGGGAAUAACCAGCUUAGAACAAGAGAAGUGGUGCUUGGUGAUGAAAUGCCAGAAGUGGCAUAUUAUGAAUUGCCGAAAGCACUGCAGGAUGUCGCAUGUUUUGAUUCCAUAGCAGAACAACAAGGAACUGAGCUCACUUGUAUGGGAAUAACUGUGAAAGAAAACACUAUAUGUAAGUCCUGCUCUUUUGACUUAAACAGAUGUCAAUGCGGAUCUUCUUCGAAAAAGAUGAAUCAACGAACGCAUAUUGAUUCUGACAUCUUGAUUGAUGACGGUCCGAUCAGAGUAACUCGACAGUUGUCAACACGGAAAAAACAUUCCUUCAAACACACUACCACGAUUGGUAUACAAUGUGAUGACAUUUUAAAUGAUACUGACUCGGGUCUACCAAGUGAUAUUCCAUCCUCUGUAGAUUCUAGCAUAGAUCUUCUCACAGCUUGGCUCUCUGCCUCUCAUCAUCAAGAAAACACAAAGUUAUUCGGCGUUCAUGAAAUUUCAACUCAGUGUAACGACUUGGGAGAUGAAAGUCCGGAAAAAAGUCAUUUUUCGCAUGAUCCAUUACAGACGGAUGUUUGCUUGAUUGAUUUUGUGACGGAAGAUGAAGCCUCUCAUAGUUGUGGUCUUUUUUGCUUUGAUUUAACAACCGAUGAUCCUGAAAUUCAUGAAGAAAAUUUAGAUUUCACACAGAAAAAAAUAAAAGAAUUGGUCGAUGGUGUGAAUCCUGACCUAACUUUUUCUGAAACUGAAAAAGAUUCAGUUUCGACAGAAAAAACUUUCAAAACUAAGUCUCCGCGGAAAUUACUGAAAAUGAAUAUACUACAACACGAACACACCAUAGGCGCUAUUGAAGCAGAGGAAAAGGAUAAUAAAAAAGUGGAAAAAGAACAUAAUGAAUGUAGCGAUAGAGAACUUAAUGAAACCUGUGGUUUAAACAAGACUGCUCAUACUGCUGUACCGAUUGCUUGUACUGAGAUUGUUAAUAAUGAAUCUGAAAUAGAGCAAAGCAUUCAUACCGAAAAAUCCUCUCAUAGUUUUGAAAGUCAACAAACAAACAAGUUAAACAUUGAAAGCACUACAAAUAAAAACUCGGAAUGCAAUGUAGUUCCGCAAACAUCAUGUGAUGAUAUAACAUGCGCUGGUGUAAAUACUUACUAUUUAAUGUGCAAUGCAUAUGCUGCUGAUAGCAAACUAGACCCAUGUCAAUCUAUUUCCGCUGAAAAUGAAAUUUCUGAAUCUCUCAAUCAAGUUAAAGUUGGCUCUUCUUGUAUUUUAGACAGUUUUAAUGCAUCUGAUAGCAAACUAGAACUGUGUAGUAAAGAUGAAACUAAUUCUGAUGAAAAUGCUAUAACUUCUAAACCCUCCCAUCAAGUUAAAGUUGCUUCUUCUUGCGCCUCGGGAAGUUCUGAACUUGACUACCCUGAUAUUUACAAAGUUGAAUCCAUUCAAAAGAAGAAAAAGAACAUGGAUAGCUGUUCAACUUCAUUAGAACUUAGUACUAGUAGCGAGAAAUCUCUUUCGGAAUCAAAUAAUUUAUGUGAAGUAACCACAAACAAACAUAUUUGCGAAAAAGAAAGUGAUAAAGUUCAUGCAAAAGUUCCUGUUUUUGAGAAAGCAGUUGAUCUGGCAUAUUAUGAUAAUUGUGAAACAGAAAACAGUAGCUUUGAAGAAGAGAAUAUAUCUCAGCACCUGUUUGAGGAAGAUAGUUUUGCGGAGAUGGAAGAUUCUUAUGUAGUGGAUAUUGAUAGCAAUCUACAUCUACAACUUAUGUUAGAUGUUGUGCUAAGCGAUGAUGAAAAGUUAAUAAAGCUUUUUCGUACAAGAUCACACUCAAAUAAAAACAACGAGAAUUUAUUUAUCCUCUUCACAAACAGCUUGGUUUAUUUCCUCACUCAAUAUGAAACAUUGUAUGUGAGACAGAACUAUCUUGGAUACUUUAACGUUGAUGUUUUACACAGCAAUCAGGGCCUCAUUUUUUCUGAAGAUGUUACUUCAAACACCAAGUGUGUAAGAUGUAAUACUUCAGAUUCUACACUGACAAGAUUACUCUUAUUUUGUUUUCAAGAAAAUAAACCAAAUAUCAAUCCAGCCAAUCUGAAAGGUUUACAACAGCAACUCCAUUUAUACUCUGACUGGACCAAGCAUACUUCUUGUCUUGAGUCCUGUGUGUCCAGUGAAACGGGUAUCCCUGUUUCAGAUUGUGAUAUUUUGCUGUACUCUCUCAUCGAGUGGAAAACUGAAUCAAAAGUUGUUAAAACUGAACCAUCACUUACAAGUGAUCUGUCAUACAAAGCUGGGAGAUCUUUUUUUGGUGGGGAAAAGUGGGUUUCAGCUUACUUUGUCUUGGAAGAUGGGCUUCUGUAUCAAUAUAAAACUAAAAAUGCAACGAAACCUGACCACUGUUACAUCAUAGAGGAGGAAAUAUCUUCUGUGGAGCGCGGCGUUACAAGCGCUGACUUCUCUGUUAUUUUAAGAACAGGUUCCCGGAUUAAUUUGCGUGCAAGCGAUGAUGAUAAUGCCAAGUCUUGGAUUGAAGCGAUCGCUUCAUUUAUACAGUCUUAUUCUAGUACAGCCGAAUAUCCUGUCAACUGCUCGCUUGUGAUCGCCACCAAGCGGUUGUUCAUCUGCCAUGAAGACCACAGCACAGGAUUCUGUCGUUGCCUGUCUCAUGUUCAACUCUCUGAAGUUACACACGUCGAAAUGAAUUACGAAACCCAUUUCUGUUGUGUGUAUUUCAAGCAGUGUUCCCCAAUGCAAAAGCCCUCUAGUUCAAAAGCGUGUAACUGGCAACUUCAGUUCCCAAGUGCGCAACACUGUGAGCAGUUUGAAAACACCAUGAAGGAUUGCUGUUAUUCCAUUUCAUUCAACCGGUUGACUACUUCUUGAUUUGUGGGCAAAACUGCAUUGUCAUUUUCCUUUUAUAUAGCCGACCACUAUCCAAGUGCCACCAGUGUUAUGUAGUUUUCAUUCGCCAGUUAUUACACCUAAUUUAUUUCACUAUUAAAUGUUAAAUACGCUUCUUUGCAAUUAUGUUGUUUCAUACUGUGAAUUGAUUUCGUCGAAAAUACAAUUUCCUGCCAAAUAA
Messenger RNA from Ciona intestinalis (vase tunicate), 4204 nucleotides. NCBI's taxonomy places the organism in Eukaryota, Metazoa, Chordata, Ascidiacea, Phlebobranchia, Cionidae. The record is from RefSeq and is a predicted model, not a curated record.